AUGAGUAGUAACAAGCCACAAAAGAAGAAAUUGGAGCAUGAAAAACUAAGAAAACCUAUGAUAGUGGGAAAGAUAAAAGAGAAGAAAGAAACCUCUCGCCUUAUUAAGGAACUUGCUGCCAUUUGGCCUUUGGAUGGGAAAUCACACCUAAAAAGAGUUAGAAGAACGUCAGAGAAAGAUAUAUUUGAGAUUCUUCUGAGACCUUUGAAAGAAGAAGAAAUUUCUUCAGUUCAUGAAACAUAUUCUCUCAAUACAAUUCUAGGGAUGGAGAAAAUAAACAAAACAGGUCUUCAGGAGCAUGCUUGCUUAAAAUAUGUGCCUAAGCAUCCACCUUUAACAUAUGAGCAGUAUAAGGAAGCAAUUAGGUUUUGGCCAGUUCAGUUUAGAGAAGAUAAGUAUACUGAAAGCAUUUUGAGUGACAAAUUAUUCAGUUUGAAAGAGAAAGAAGACAUUUCAAUGUUUAUGAGAAAAUCCAUUUCAGCUGCUGAGCAUGGUGAUGAAAAAGUUGGAUGCAUUAUUGUAGACCCAUCUUCAUUAGAUAUCGUAGCUAUAGCUCAUGAUUGUCGAAACAGUCAUCCUUUACAACAUGCUGUAAUGGUUGCAGUUGAUUUAGUUGCCAAAAGUCAAGGUGGUGGAUCAUGGAAGUUUGAUAGUAAACACAUCUAUCAUGCACCUUUUGUAAAAGAAGAAUAUGAAAGAAAAAUUGCUGCAUUGAAAAAGUCAAAUCCUGAGAAAGAUGUGAAAAAAAUGUGCAUGCCAUACUUAUGUACUGGAAUGGAUGCGUAUAUAACAAGGGAACCUUGUAUUAUGUGCGCUAUGGCUCUUGUUCACUCAAGAAUUCGUCGUGUCUUUUACGGUUCUAGGACUUCUUGGGGAGCACUUGGUAGUCAUCAUAAUCUUCACUUGCAACAAGGACUAAAUCAUCAUUAUGAAGUUUGGGGAAGGGUAUUGGAAAGUGAGUGCUCAAAACUUGAAUUUAAAUCAAAACUAGAACAGGAUUCUUGACGCACAUAGUGUUUUUAGAAAUGUAUUAUGUUUUUGUAUAAAUUUAAUUAAUAUCUUCUCAAACAAACAUUUAAACAUUUUAGUUGGUU
This is a messenger RNA of Uloborus diversus, 1094 nucleotides long. Its product is annotated as probable inactive tRNA-specific adenosine deaminase-like protein 3. Bases 1 to 1005 code for a protein of 334 amino acids. Gene Ontology annotation, molecular function: tRNA-specific adenosine-34 deaminase activity. The transcript has 8 exons. NCBI's taxonomy places the organism in Eukaryota, Metazoa, Arthropoda, Arachnida, Araneae, Uloboridae. The record is from RefSeq and is a predicted model, not a curated record. Gene Ontology annotation, cellular component: nucleus; cytoplasm.